GCAUGUUUAUUGUAGGCCUGUCUAUAAAUGUUGGAUGCAGUUUUCUUUCCUCAGCAAUACUGGGCAAGAGUAUUGUGCAGAUGAUGGACACAGAGGAUCCCAUUUGUCAGAGCACUGCUGGAAAUGAAAACCAAGAAGCUGAUGGCAACCGUAUAUGUGGAUUAAGACGUGAAAGAGGAGUCAAAGUCACCGAGAAGCAGAUCCUCAUAGCUGGCUGUGAUACCACAGAUACUUAUCGCCCUGCAAACAUGUCGGAUCAAAUACAGUGUGGUUCAGAUAAACAUCUCCAGAAAUUACUAGCAAUGCAGGAAGCAGCUGAUUAUCCUCCUCAAAACUGUCAUACAGAAGAAGACCCACAAGAGGGCAGAGAAGACACAUGUGAAAGUAGCUCAGAAAAUCAGACAUUAGGAAUACAGGGCAAAGAAGAUAAUCUUGUAUGGCUGGAGCCAGUGGGAAAUGCGGAAAAUGCAGGGACCUUCCCACAAAAUGAACAUAAGCCUGGCUCAUCAUUGGAUGGGCAUGAGUCUCACACACCUGAGAAAAAGACCAGAGAUCAUUCCCUAGCAGCUCAGGAAAAAGAAGACAGCAAAGAUUCUUUUGCUUUGGGCUCAGGAAUUUCCAAAGAAACUUUGCAAGAGUUAAAAAACAUGCUGCGGGAGAGUCCCCUGCUAAGUACUAGGGCCAUGAACAGUAGGAAAAGCAGCAGGUCCUGUUCCCAUAUACCUCUGAUGAAGACUAAUGAUAAGCGAGGUUGGUGCAUGGAAAUAUUUCAUCCACAUUUAAGUGGAGGUGACCAGAAAGUCCCUCCUGUGCAGUGGCAUGGAGGAGGGCAAGGCAGGAUGCCACUGGUUCUUAUCUCUGCUGGGCUGGAUGAGCAACAAUCUCAGAUUGAAGAUCUGAAGAACCCUACUGAGAAACACCAGAUAUCUUCCCCAAAUGCAGGCAGUGUUCCAGGAACUGAAUUCGACCUCACAUCUGAAGAACACAGCAGAGAUUCUGAUAUAAAGAACCCUGGCAAUCACAUUCCUCUUCAAUUGAUAUCUGAAAUUGAACACAUUAAAGAACAGAUGGCCAGAGACAACAUUCGUUUUGUCAGGUUUGAAGCAACAGACCUUCAUGGAGUGUCAAGAUCAAAGAGCAUCCCUUCUCGCUUUUUCCGGACCAAAGCAAUCCAUGGGGUUUCAAUGCCCAGAUGUUGUCUCGAGCUGACCCUGAAUCCUAAGAUUAAUGAAAUAAACCAGAUAAGUGCCAGCAAUUUCAAUUGUGAUAUUGUCCUGAGUCCUGAUUUAUCAACAUUUCGGGCUUUACCAUGGGCUGAAGAAACGGCGAGGGUGAUAUGUGAUUCCUUCACUGUAACAGGCAGCCCUCUAUUGACGUCUCCCAGGCACAUUGCCAAGCAACAGCUGAUCCAGCUCCAGGAUAGUGGCUUUGCUUUGUAUUCCAGCUUCACUUAUGAAUUCUGUAUUUAUGGCAUUGCUGAAAUUGUAAAUUCAAAGACAAUAUCUUUCCCUGCUGCAACUAUCUUAAAUAACCAUGAUCAGUCUUUCAUUCAGGAACUCAUUGAUGGAAUGUAUCAUGCCGGGGCAAACAUUGAGAGCUUCUCCUCUUCCACAGCGCCUGGGCAGAUGGAGAUCUCCCUCCACCCAGAGUUUGGCAUCGGGGCAGCUGACAAUGCCUUCACUUUCCGAACAGGCAUCAAAGAAGUGGCCAGAAAGUACAACUACAUCGCCAGCUUUUUCACUGAGAAUGGAUUUUGCAAUUCGGGCACUUUCUCUCAUAGCCUAUGGGACAGCAAUGGGCAGAAUAAUUUGUUUUCUUUUGGUUCUGGAGCUCCAGAGUUCACUGACAUAGGGAAAAACUGGCUUGCUGGAUUACUGGUGCAUUCUGCAGCUCUCAGCUGUCUUAUGGCACCGACCACUAGUUGCCGUAAACGCUACACUGCAUACAGCAAGGAUUCAAAGGACACUGUUAUUGCCAAAUGGGCAUGCAAUGAUAACAGCUCUGCAUUUAACCUCAAAAGUCAUGGUGAAAGAGGACCUCGCAUAGAAAACAAGCUCGGCUCAGCAACAGCAAAUCCCUAUUUGGUGCUGUCUGCUACCAUUGCAGCAGGCCUGGAUGGUAUAAAGAGACGCCUCAGCUUCCAAGAGCCCUCAGAAGAGACUGAGAGCUCUACUCGCUUCAAAGUGGCAACCAUUCCUCUGAAACUGGAAGAUGCUCUUGUUGCACUUCUGGAAGAUGAGUGUAUCAGGGAAGCACUGGGUGACAAUUUUGUCCAAUAUUUUGUCACCAUGAAACAGUACGAGAUGGAAACAGAAGAAAUGGAUGUGGAAAGGAAUAAAUUUUUUGAAUAUUUUAUCUAGCAUUAGCUAGAUAAAUUUUUUUGAGCGCUGUCUCCUUGAACUAAGAAUCAGAAAGUCCCCAUUUCAAAUCUCACACCUGCCAUGAGCUCAUUAGAUGUUCCCCAGCGGGGUCUCCUCAUCUCUCAUUGCUUCAGGCUCCCACCCACAAUGUGGAAGGUAGACUAUUGUAACACUGAAGGAUUACUAUUGAAUACACGUGAAGGACUUUGAACGCUUGAAAGUGCUAUACAAAUUUCAAGUGGGAUUAUUGUUUCUUGGUGAAAGCUCUCAUUCCACAGAAUUUCAAGUGAAUAUGUGUACUCAUAUUGUACUUGAGACCUUUCUCUGGCAUCUCAGGGCCAAACUGGAUGCUUUCUUCAUACUAGAUAAUGAAGCAGCAUAUCUUAUUCCCCCCUAAUUAAUUACAGGUAAGAGAGUGGUUUUAUCUGAAA
Sceloporus undulatus (fence lizard) is the source of this 2791-nucleotide messenger RNA. It is a transcript of the gene LGSN, whose product is annotated as lengsin, lens protein with glutamine synthetase domain. Gene Ontology annotation, cellular component: cytoplasm; membrane. The transcript has 5 exons. Gene Ontology annotation, molecular function: glutamine synthetase activity. Bases 3 to 2360 code for a protein of 785 amino acids. NCBI's taxonomy places the organism in Eukaryota, Metazoa, Chordata, Lepidosauria, Squamata, Phrynosomatidae. The record is from RefSeq and is a predicted model, not a curated record.